ACCUAAGCCCGGUUUCAGUUCAAACCAUUUCCCCACUGUUCCUCUUGACCUCUCCCUCCCCUUCCCCUCUCGUCGUCUCCCCAUCUCCGGCUAGGGUUUCCCCGCCCCACCGAGCCCGACGCCCUCGCCACCCUGCCGCCCCUUCGCCGUUGCCAACGCCGCGACCAGGGAUGUCGCAAGCGGAAGUUGGGGACGAGCCGUCGCCGCAGGCGGAAGGCGAGGCGCAGCCAGCCGCUGAUGUCCCCAUGGACGACGCCACGGCGGCGGAAGAGGAGAAAUCCGUCGAGGAUGAGGGCGGACCGGCCGGCGCCGUCGAUUCCGUGAAGGGUUCGGCGGACCCAGAAGUAGCGGGCGCGGAGGAGCGGAGUGGUGACGCGGCGGCGGAUUCGGUUGGCGAGGCUGAGAAAUUGGAGAACGGGGAUGGGCAUGCGAAGGUGGACGGCGAGAAGGGCGGCGACUCGCCGGAGGAGGGAGGCGGUAGUGACGGAGAUAACAAGGGCGUGGGUGGUCAGAAUCAGCCUGCUGAGAACCAGCUUAUGCUGGUGCCGGCUGGGGAGGACCAGGCACUGUCCAAGAUCUCCAACAACUCCUUCAUGUUCGAUUGCACACAAGGCGGUGAUGACUCGGGGACUGAGGAGGAGCAGGCUGCUUUCAUGAAGGAGCUCCAGCGGUUCUACAGGGAGAAGAUGAUGGAGUUCAAGCCCCCGAAAUUUUACGGUGAAGGGUUGAAUUGCCUCAAGUUGUGGAGACAAGUAACUGGAUUGGGUGGCUAUGAUCAGGUUACAUCGUGCAAACUGUGGCGUCAAGUGGGAGAGUCGUUCAAACCUCCAAAGACAUGCACAACUGUUUCAUGGACCUUCCGUAACUUCUAUGAGAAGGCACUUCUUGAAUAUGAGAAACACAAAAUUGAAACAGGAGAAUUCCAAGUUGCUGCAUCUACUUUAACAGAGCGAUUUGCCUCCGAAAGUCAGGUGGGUGGAAGCCAUGCAUCAGGUUCUGGAAGAGCCAGAAGAGAAUCCGCAACUCGUGCUAUGCAAGGCUGGCAUUCUCAGCGUCUGCUAGGCAAUGGUGAAAUUGCUGAUCCAAUAAUUAAGGAUAAAGGGACUGUUGUCUUAAAGAAGGAUAAAACUCCUAAAAGCAGUGGUUCUGCCAAGAGGAAAAUGACACCAACCUUGGAAGAUGAUAGGCUGAUACCAUAUAAAUCCGAUAAGCUACAAAAUGGCUCAAUGGUAAUUGACAUGGGCCCUCCUGCUGAUUGGGUGAAGAUAAAUGUUCGGAGAACUAAAGAUUGCUAUGAAGUCUAUGCAUUGGUUCCUGGCCUUCUGCGGGAAGAGGUACAUGUUCAGUCCGAUCCCGCUGGUCGUUUGAUAGUUACUGGAGAGCCUGAGCAACUAGAUAAUCCAUGGGGUGUCACUCCAUUCAAGAAGGUCAUUAGUUUGCCUUCCCGCAUUGAUCCUCACCAAACCUCCGCAGUUGUCACUCUCCAUGGCCAGCUAUUUGUGCGUGCACCGUUCGAGCAAUCAAAAUAAUGAUGCUAUUCAGAAUGAAGCACAAGAAUACAAGUUUGUCUUAUCUCUUAUGGGUGGAAUCAUAUGAUUGUGACUUGAGCUUUGAAGUUCUCACCCUGAUCUUCGUCAGAAACUAGUUCCUUGCUGAUUCUAAUGCUUCGGGAGGCAGGACUCCUUUCAUGCAAGAUCUCUCCUGUAUUAAUUAAGCUAAGCUCGUUAGUUGACCUAGUUCUGUAUUCGGCUGUCGAUUUGCUGUGAUAUGUAGCAAAAGCUAAAUUACCGAGCCUUUAGUUUAGGAUGUAAAUAGCCUGAUCCUCAACAUGUUCAUGGUUUCUUUCCUAUUUAACCGGCAUAAAGGAUACCAUUUGUAGCAUGUAGUUUGUUCCCGUUAUUUGAGUUUUCAGCGGUAGAGAUAUAUAUUAUGUUUGUGUAAUAUUUCUAUCUUAUAAUCAGCUAUUUGUAUAUUGCUUAUAUGUACAGGUAUGUAUAUUGGCUUA
Messenger RNA from Phragmites australis (common reed), 2005 nucleotides. RefSeq names its product AT-rich interactive domain-containing protein 6-like. The record is from RefSeq and is a predicted model, not a curated record. Bases 171 to 1529 code for a protein of 452 amino acids. Gene Ontology annotation, biological process: regulation of transcription by RNA polymerase II. Gene Ontology annotation, cellular component: nucleus. Lineage: Eukaryota; Viridiplantae; Streptophyta; Magnoliopsida; Poales; Poaceae. Gene Ontology annotation, molecular function: DNA binding. The transcript has 13 exons.